UCUUCUCCCACUGAAAAUGCAAUGUCCAGAUGAACAGAAUCAACUUUUGGCGUUUUAUGUAAAGAGUCAAAACGAAUUGGAAGGUGAUGCUUUUUUCAUAUGAGGCUUCAUGGAUGCAUGUAGAUACAUUUACAAAAUAGGAUGAAAAAUAGAAUGCAAACGUUUUAUGUACAUCAUUAAUAAAUACAGUGAUAUUGUAAUUUUUAUACUUUUAGGCAAUCUGUAUGGACGAGGAGCAUCAGACAACAAGGCCCCAGUUUUAGCCUGGAUCCAUGCUGUAGAGGCUUACCAGGCUCUCAGUAUGGAUCUGCCAGUGAAUGUGAAGUUUGUCAUAGAGGGCAUGGAGGAGACGGGCUCUAACGGCCUGGAUGCCAUGAUCAUGGCCCAGCGAGACACCUUCUUCUCAGAAGUGGAUUACAUCAUCAUAUCAGACUGUGGCUGGCUCAGCAGACACCCCGCCCUCACCUAUGGCACCAGAGGCAACUGCUACUUCUUUGCUGAGGUAGAAGGACCGAAGCAGGACUUGCAUUCUGGUGUUUAUGGAGGGACUGUGAUUGAACCAAUGACCGACCUCAUUGGAAUUCUCGACACACUGAUCAGCCCCAGUGGCAAGAUCCUGAUUCCUGGGAUCAGAGAGGCUGUAGCUCCCCUCUCUGAUGAAGAAUGGAAAAUGUACCAGGAUAUCCAGUUUGACAUGGACAACUACAAGGAUAAGAUUGGUGUCAACCAACUCAUGUACAGCAAUAAGGUGGACUUGUUGGCUCACAUGUGGCGCUACCCCACAGUCUCCAUCCACGGUAUUGAGGGGGCCUUUUCAGACCCUGGGACUAAGACUGUCAUCCCUGCUAAGGUUACUGCUAAGUUUUCAAUUAGGCAAGUUCCUGACAUGGACCCUGCUAUGGUCAAGAAACAGGUAACAGACUACCUUCACUCUGUGUUUGCCAAAAGAAAGAGUCCCAACAAGCUCAAAGUCACAAUGGUGAUAGGAGCCAAACCUUGGCUGGCUGACACUCACCAUCCACUCUACGAGGCUGGAAAGGUUGCUAUUAAGAGAG
Molecule: messenger RNA, 1055 nt
Organism: Pundamilia nyererei
Lineage: Eukaryota; Metazoa; Chordata; Actinopteri; Cichliformes; Cichlidae
Gene: cndp1
Product: carnosine dipeptidase 1
Exons: 6
Biological process (GO): proteolysis
Cellular component (GO): cytosol
Molecular function (GO): dipeptidase activity
Source: RefSeq, a predicted model, not a curated record